Oncorhynchus kisutch (coho salmon) is the source of this 3580-nucleotide messenger RNA. Its product is annotated as calcium-binding mitochondrial carrier protein SCaMC-3-like. The transcript has 10 exons. The coding region runs from base 696 to 2165 and encodes 489 amino acids. Gene Ontology annotation, molecular function: calcium ion binding. Gene Ontology annotation, biological process: transmembrane transport. NCBI's taxonomy places the organism in Eukaryota, Metazoa, Chordata, Actinopteri, Salmoniformes, Salmonidae. The record is from RefSeq and is a predicted model, not a curated record.
CUUACGAGAGGGUGGACCUGCAGAGGUAGAUGAUUUUUGUUAGGCUUCUUCUCCUACAGCUACACCUAACCACUCUCACUGUUCUAACUUCGAACCUUUCAAGGUAAAAGGGAACUCUUUCUCUCACGAACACUCACACACAAACACCGCAUUGAGCGCGUUGUCAGAGAUGACAGCAUAUAAAUUACACCCGGUAUCCUACAUGCAUACACAAAGCUGUAGCUGUGGUAAAAUAUAACGAACAUCGGGAGCUUGGUUCGCUUCGUUGCAUGGGGGACUCACUGCAUAUCCAAAAGGCAGAGCCUGUCCCCUGACCAACAGACUAAUUCAUUUGAAUUAGUUCAUGGAUUUAAUCAUCGCCGAUGUCACGAGAUACGUAACGGAUACGGGGAUUAAUAUUACAGGCACCGAGAGUUUACACCGCGCCCGGUGUACUGACAUUCUCCGCAACGACUCGGUAUAUGAAACCGGUGCCUCGGUAACGAGACCGACGGAGAACAUCAGUUAUUUCAGUAAGGCUAUCGUGCCAUUUCGAUAUACCAUGGUUCCGGGAUUUGAAUAGGUAGGCUAUCGUAACGAUACCCACUGGGAGUCAUUAGAACAAAAAGGGCUCCUUCAAUUUUCUACGCCUGCUUCGCGGCAGCAGGUUGGGGAAAUAGCCACCACCACCAGGAUUGCACAAGUCUCCAAUUCACAUGGGCGAAGGCAGGGCUCGGUUCUGCUUUGGUUGGACCCGGGCUCGCUGUCAAGAACAAGACAAAGGUGUGUCGGACCCUGGGAGGGAACCAGAAACGCGAGAGAGAUGGGCCGAACUGUUCGACCAACUGGACCUCAAUAAAGACGGUAAAGUCGACAUCAACGAGCUGAGGAUAGGACUCGCUGCCCGCGGUUUACUUCGCAGUGACGCGGAGGAGAUAGUGCGUGAGAGUGACACCAACCAUGAUGGCUUGCUGGACUUUGAGGAGUUCUCUCAGUACCUGUGGGCCCACGAGAAGGAACUGCGGCUCAUGUUUCACACACUGGACCGCAACCAUGACGGGCGCAUUGAUGUCGGGGAGAUUCAACAAUCGCUGCACAACCUGGGACUGGAGGUGUCCACAGAACACGCCAUCAAAAUACUACAGAGUAUGGACAGGGACGGCACCAUGACUAUCAACUGGAAUGAGUGGCGAGAUCACUUCCUGUUUAACCCUCUUCACAACAUGGAGGGCAUCGCCCACUACUGGAAACAUUCUCUGAUGUUUGACAUCGGAGAGCACAUGACAGUGCCUCCAGAGUUUUCCCAACAAGAGCGCCAGUCGGGGGUAGUGUGGAGGCAGCUGGUUGCCGGGGCGAUGGCAGGGGCGGUGUCACGUACAGGAACCGCCCCCCUCGACCGUCUCAAGGUCUUCCUACAGGUGCAUGGCUCCAGCUCUAGGGGGAUCAACCUGUGGACGGGGCUGAGGGGUAUGGUCCAGGAGGGGGGUGUACGAGCCCUCUGGAGGGGCAACGGCAUCAACGUCCUCAAAAUAGCCCCAGAGUCUGCCAUCAAGUUCAUGGCCUAUGAACAGAUCAAGUGGUUGAUCCGGGGCAGAAAUGAAGCGGGUACUCUGCGGGUGCAGGAGAGGUUCAUCGCUGGCUCUCUGGCUGGAGCCACCGCACAGACCAUCAUCUACCCUAUGGAGGUGCUGAAGACUCGUCUGACCCUGAGGAAGACUGGCCAGUACUCUGGCAUUGUAGACUGUGCCCGUCAGAUCCUGAGGAAGGAGGGGGUGCGAGCCUUCUACAGGGGCUACGUGCCCAACACACUUGGCAUCAUACCAUAUGCUGGCAUAGACCUGGCCGUCUACGAGACUCUGAAGAAUGCCUGGCUCCAGCGGUACAGUAAGGGCUCUGCUGACCCGGGGGUGUUGGUACUGCUGGGCUGUGGUACUGUGUCUAGUACCUGUGGACAACUGGCCUCCUACCCCCUGGCUCUCAUUAGAACACGUAUGCAGGCCCAGGCCUCCACUGAGGGCGGGCCCAAGCUGUCCAUGGUCGGUCAGUUCAAGCACAUCAUAUCACAUGACGGGGUACCUGGGCUCUACCGCGGCAUCGCCCCCAACUUCCUGAAGGUUAUUCCUGCUGUCAGCAUCUCGUACGUGGUAUACGAACAUAUGAAGAAGGCUCUGGGUGUGAAAUCGUAGAGAGAGGAAGUGAGAGGCAGAAGAAAGAGAGGGAUAUAGAGUGCAGCUCUUGGAUUUCAAGAUGGAGAGGAAGACAGCAGAGGAUUGAGGGAUAGAAGACCCUUUCAUACACAUUCAGUAAGCUUCCCGUUUACACCUAGCUAGACAGAUAUACUCACUGUUUGAAUCUCUCAGCCCCUCUGACGCUGUACCGUCAUUAAGAAAGAGGGAAGAGUCUGCUAUCAGGCUGAGCUGAAGUCUGUAAGAAACGGCUGUGUCCGAGACCGAUUAGGAGGAGGAGGUGUGAGAGCGAGAGAGAGGAAUGAGAGCGAGAGAGGAAUGAGAGCGAGAGAGAAAGUGGAAGAGAGAGAGAGAGAGAGAGAGAGAGAGAGUGUGUGUGUCUCGGCAGAAUCUGGGCCAUUCUUCCUCUUUGUUUCUGAGCUGUAAACCCCAUUAUAGUCACAUGUCCACAAUAAGUCUGUGUGUUGCCCUCCAACCAAACACAGUGAAGCACACAGUACAGUUUGUAUACCUAUAUGUAGGCACUUAUCUAAGGUCAGUUUCAUGUUUUGUGAAUAUAAAGUGAUCUUCCUCCAAUGACCUUGACAUGUACUGUAUAUUGAUACAGUAUGUAUUUUGUAAGGGAAAGAUUCUGAACACAUUUGUAAGAGAUACUUAUACAGGGUCGUAUACAGAGCUGUUCCUCUGACCUAGUUCAUGAAUGGCUUUGCACUUUUUAGAAAGGGAAUGUUUCUCCCCUAUUUCAAGUGGCUCUCAGUCAGGUCCAAAAUUAUUGGCACCCUGAUAAAGAUGAGCAAAACAUACUAAAUAAUGCACAUUUUGACCUAUAUUGUCUGCUCCAAAAAAUGUGAACAUUAUAUAAUUUUAUACUAAGACAAUUACUCAGAGAAAGAAAUUUUGUCUAAAGCUAGAAUCCUUAAAUAACAAAGUGGUCAACCAAACACUUUUUUGGUAAAAAGCUGAAGGAUGGGCCUGGAGAAAUAUAACCACUCUCAAAUUCAUAGACAGAGCUACGGAUGUCAGGACUGACCAUCAAUGAGAUGAAAGUGAUAGUUUUAACCAUGUUUUGAGGCUAUACAUUUACAUUGUUUACAAACAUUGGAGUAAAACAAGCUUAUAUUUUGGGUUCUGAUGGGGAACGACAGUUGAACUAAGCUCAUGAGGCAUUCAAAAAUUAUAUUCUUCAAUAAUCAAUGGGUAUAUAUCAUGAAUUUAUAAGUCUAAAAAUGGAUGUAGCAACUAAGGAUUCUUGCUUUAACAAGUGAAAAAAAAAACAUUUAAAAAAGUGGUCAAAUUUACUGCCACCCCUGUUAUCAUUACCUUUCAGGCACUGAGCCUUUUUCUCAAAAUGUUUUAUGAGAUUGGAGAACACAUUGGGAGGGAUCUUAGACCAUUCCUCCAUACCACUGGUUUUC